Drosophila elegans is the source of this 1236-nucleotide messenger RNA. RefSeq names its product lysosomal aspartic protease (gene Bace). The transcript has a single exon. Gene Ontology annotation, molecular function: aspartic-type endopeptidase activity. The record is from RefSeq and is a predicted model, not a curated record. NCBI's taxonomy places the organism in Eukaryota, Metazoa, Arthropoda, Insecta, Diptera, Drosophilidae. Gene Ontology annotation, cellular component: lysosome. The coding region runs from base 55 to 1173 and encodes 372 amino acids. Gene Ontology annotation, biological process: proteolysis; cell death.
UCCUCCGGAUCACCAGUUAGUCGAACUCGAGUCGACAACCAAGAAGCCAAGAAAAUGAUCAAGUCCAUUGCUGCGAUAGCCCUGCUGGUGGCUCUGGCCAGUGCCGAGUUGCACCGCGUGCCUAUCCUCAAGGAGCAGAACUUCGUGAAGACGCGCCAGAAUGUCCUGGCCGAGAAGUCGUACCUGCGCACCAAGUACCAGCUACCCUCCGUCCGCAGCGUGGACGAGGAGCAGCUGUCCAACUCGAUGAACAUGGCCUAUUACGGUGCCAUUUCCAUCGGCACUCCGGCCCAGAGCUUCAAGGUGCUGUUCGACUCGGGCUCAUCCAAUCUGUGGGUGCCCUCGAACACCUGCCAGAGCGAUGCCUGUCUGACCCACAACCAGUACGACUCCAGCGCCAGCUCCACUUAUGUGGCUAAUGGCGAGAGCUUCUCCAUUCAGUACGGCACUGGCAGCCUCACCGGCUACUUGUCCACCGAUACCGUCGACGUGAAUGGACUGAAGGUCCAGAGCCAGACCUUUGCCGAGUCCACCAACGAGCCGGGCACCAACUUCAAUAACGCCAACUUCGAUGGCAUCCUGGGCAUGGCCUACGAGGCUUUGGCCGUCGAUGGAGUGGCUCCUGUGUUCUACAACAUGGUCUCCCAGGGACUGGUCGACAGUUCCGUGUUCUCGUUCUAUCUGGCCCGCGAUGGCACCUCCGUCCAGGGUGGUGAGCUCAUUUUCGGCGGCUCCGACGCCUCCUUGUACUCCGGCGCCCUGACCUACGUGCCCAUCUCCGAGCAGGGCUACUGGCAGUUCACCAUGGCCGGAGCGUCCAUCGAUGGCUACUCGGUGUGCGAUGACUGCCAGGCCAUUGCCGACACUGGCACCUCCCUCAUUGUGGCCCCCUACGACGCCUACUACACCCUGUCCGAGAUCCUGAACGUGGGCGAGGACAACGAUGUGGACUGCUCCACCGUCAGCUCCCUGCCCGACCUCACUUUCAACAUCGGCGGCACUGACUUCACCCUGAAGCCGUCGGCCUACAUCAUCCAGUCGGAGGGCACCUGCAUGUCCGCCUUCGAGUACAUGGGCACCGACUUCUGGAUCCUGGGAGACGUCUUCAUUGGCCAGUACUACACCGAGUUCGAUUUGGGCAACAACCGCAUCGGCUUCGCCCCCGUCGCCUAAGUUACGAUCGGUGAUUCAGUGUUUCUGUGAUUCAGUGAUCAAUAAAGCAACGUGUACCUUGAA